AUGCCCAUCUGUCCAGUGGAAUUUGGGGGUUCUGUGGCAAAACGGCCUGCUAGCCAGGAUUCCGAAUGCUUGGGGGUCCCGCCAUAUGCAAUCUGCAACCUGCAAUCCUCCUCUCCGCCGCCCGUCCUUGGAGGAACACCGGUCGGUAUUCAACCACAGCCAACCAAGCCGUUUCCCGACCAGACGCCCGUCACGACGACCAUCGACGAGCCCAAUGCCAACGUCGACGGGAGUCAGCAGGGCUUCUCGCAAUUAUCAAAUGCCUUCCCUUCAACCUGGAUAUCUUUCGCCUAUAAUGAUUGGCUCUGCAUUCGGCCCCGAGCGGUGGCUUGUCUUACGGGAUGGAUUGAUGAUUUGCUUUUGCAACCAACGGUACGAAUACCUGCCACUUGUCAUUCGCAACAAUUGGCCGACCCAACAGUCCAAUGGAGGACGCUGGCAACCCAUACAUUCGCCGUGCGUCUGUGGAUCUUGAACGCAAAGUUCGAAAAUUGCUUCAUGCAACUUCAGUCGGUCGGGCUCUUCGUAGACUCUUCUCGCUUGCAGAUCCAAGCUGUCAGAGCAACUUCGGUUGCGGCCGACUAUUGGGUACCAGAGGAAUUUCAGGACAAUCAUAUGAAGGGACAUGAUACAUCAACACAAAACCGCAUCGCCUUGGUUCCUGAUGCAGACCAUCAUUUCGUGGGAUAUUGUUUUGCCCAGGCCAACGACCAAUCACCGAACAUGAUCUCCGGGCCUCUGCGUUUGUUUUCUUAA
Messenger RNA from Colletotrichum lupini, 756 nucleotides. RefSeq lists its product as uncharacterized. The record is from RefSeq and is a predicted model, not a curated record. Bases 1 to 756 code for a protein of 251 amino acids. The transcript has 3 exons. NCBI's taxonomy places the organism in Eukaryota, Fungi, Ascomycota, Sordariomycetes, Glomerellales, Glomerellaceae.